AUGGAAAGGAACGAAGAAAGGAAUAAUGAGGAAACAGAGAGCAUUGCGAAUGACGCUUGCGCACAAGUUGAGAAUACAGAAGUAUCAAAUGAAUUGAGUGGUUGUCAGGUGCUUGCGUACGGAAUUGGACAUUUUUAUAACGAUUUGUGUGCCAGCAUGUGGUUUACAUAUCUUUUGUUAUUUCUGGAAAAAGUGAUUAUUAUGCGCAGUUCCGUAGCUGGUUUGAUCAUGCUGAUUGGCCAGACUACCGAUGCUUUGACCACGGCGUGUAUUGGAGUUCUGAGCGACUGGACAUCGGCACCACUUUGUUUUCGGCGUUGCGGGCGAAGGAAAUCAUGGCAUGCUUUUGGUACCGUAUUAGUGACUUUUUCAUUUGCAUUUAUUUACAAUAAAUGCUUCAUAUGCGGUCAGUCAGUGACUGAUUGGGAACUUUUAGUCUGGUAUGCACCAUAUGUAAUUAUAUUUCAAAUUGGAUGGGCUGCAGUACAAAUCUCACAUUUGGCUUUGUUACCGGAACUUACGUGUGAUGAGAGCCGUCGAACGACAAUGAAUUCUGUUAGGUAUGGAUUUACGGUUAUCGCAAACUUAGUUAUUUUCGUAGUACUCUCGUUGCUGUUAUAUUUUGAUGAUAAAGGCUCUGCGAUUAGUCCUCUGGACCUUCGCCACUUUAAUACAGUUUCGGGAAUGGUUAUUGUUGUGGGACUUUUUACUGAAAUUAUUUUCUAUACCAUAACAAAAGAACCUUCAAGAGCUGAUCAUGCUCUUAUAUCUACUGAGCCGAGGCAUCAUUCUGGAAUCUUACGUUCCUUCAAAUUAUCACUCAGUAAAUGGAUGUAUCGGUUUCAGUUCUACCAGGUUGGGAUGUUAUACGUGCUUUGCAGAUUAUAUAUUAAUGUAUCACAGGUUUAUUUCCCGUUCUACAUUACACAUUUACCGAAUAUUUCGAAGACAUACGUUGCUAUAUUACCAAUGAUUUCUUAUUGUUCGUCACUUCUUAUUUCUUCUGUGACUGGUUUACCUUUCAUAAAUCGUCGAUGCAAUUUGGAAAGUUUAGCUUUAUUUGGAUGUUUUUGUGGCAUUUCAAGUUGCUUGGUGAUACAAUUUGAUACAUAUUUCCCUGUUCACAUAGUUGCUGUUCUUCUGGGUAUAGCCCAAGCAGUUUUGUUAAUAACUUCACUUUCUGCAGUAGCGAAGCUCAUUAAACAAGAUACAGAAAGUGGUGCUUUUGUUUAUGGUAUUUUCAGUUCCGUGGACAAAAUUUCAAACGGAUUAGCUUUGCAAGUAAUCGAGUUAUUCAGUCCAUCGUCGUGCAUAGCGAGCGAAAGUGCAGACUGCACAAAUUUCUAUCGAGUGGUGAUUGUCGUUGUGCCUAGCACUACUCUUCUGAUUGCUUUCCUCGUGCUCAUUUCUCUGAUAAUAAGCGAGAAAUGGAGUAACAGGGUUUUUCUCGGUGGGUAUGAAUAA
This is a messenger RNA of Brugia malayi, 1464 nucleotides long. RefSeq names its product C19orf28 protein, putative. Gene Ontology annotation, biological process: carbohydrate transport. The coding region runs from base 1 to 1464 and encodes 487 amino acids. Lineage: Eukaryota; Metazoa; Nematoda; Chromadorea; Rhabditida; Onchocercidae. Gene Ontology annotation, molecular function: symporter activity. The record is from RefSeq and is a predicted model, not a curated record. Gene Ontology annotation, cellular component: membrane. The transcript is spliced from 12 exons.